CUUCCGUCUAUUUACUUGACAUCACUUACUCCCAAUUCCAAUCUUCAUUCUUCUAUUUUCAUUCAAAGUACCAACACGAACCAUUAUGUCCUAUAAGAUCGCCUACGACGCUGCCCUCGCGCCGGCACGCGGGCCGGCCAUCGUUGCUUUCAUGGAGGACUUCUACCGGACUAGUGAUACCGAGUCCUUGCACGAGAAAUAUGUGGCAAGCUUCACGGAAGAUGCCACUUUGAUUAUGGGGCCGAAGGAGGCCAAGGGUGCUGCUGAGAUUCUUCCCCUGCGCCAUGGCCUCUGGACACACGUCGCUUCGCGCAAGCACACUCCUACCCAUAUCUUUUUUGGGGGCGAGAACGAGAUCAUGCUCUACGGUGGUGUGAACUACCGACUAAAGGCUGACCCCGAGCGGGAUGUCUAUGUGCCCUGGGCUGGGCGGGUGGUAUUUGCGCUGCAGAAGGAGGGAGAAGACGUGAAGAUGCAAUUCUAUCAGGUUUAUCUGGAUCCGUCUGCGCAGUCGGGUAAGAAAUGAAUGGGCGAGGGAGCGCAUGUUUAAGCAUAUAGAUAGAUUCGAAAAGGAACGAAUGAUACUCAGUAUACCCAUGAUCCAACGUGUCGAAUGAUCUCUUCUACUGGGAGACGUGUCUCACUAGGAUAAACAUCUGUCUCUAAAAUUUACAUCGUCCAAUCCUACUCCUCUACAACCCCGAGAUGAACGGUUUUAACGUGUUUGGUCAGACAUGCUCUUUAUUUCCAGGAGACCGCGAGAGAAAACAGGAACAAAGACGCCGUAGGGGUAGGUCGGGUCAAAGAGGGAGAUCAAAAAUAUGUAAGGAAAAAGAAACUCGUCUCUCCCAAGCCGAGUCAUUGCAAACUCGGACACGAAAAGAAAACGAGCCGGAUGCCUGUGUCUCGUCCUCUCGCUCAUGCUCACGGGAAUUUUUCGCACUCCUCAUGCAAAUAAACAAAACCUUUCCGCUUUCUCUCCGCUAGCCCCGUCUGGUCAUCAAGGUAAAAAGGAAAAAGGUUGGAGAACAAACGUGAUAAAUCGCCGGGACCUAGCUCCGAAAAAAGGUUUUUAUUUUUUGUGAUCAUUCCGGACUAAAGCCAAAACGAGCCCCCCGAAAGCCAAAUUAUAGCCUUUUGAAGACACGUUUACUCCUCGUCAGACUCCUCAUCCUCGUCAACGGUGGUCUUGGCGAUACGGUCAAGAUCACGCUGGCCGGACUGGGUAAUGCGGCGGCCACCCUUCUCCUCAUCAACCUCGAGGACACCGAUCUUCUCGAGAGCCUGGAGGGCCUUGCGGUCAACGGAGCCGGAGGCAUCGACGUGGUGAGCGGGACGGGCACCACGGUUCUUGGUGGAACCGUGAACCUUGCGGAGACGGCCAACACCGACGGUCUUGCGCAUGUAGAUGUGGCGGGCGACGGCGGCAGCACGGACGUAGAACCUUU
Penicillium brasilianum is the source of this 1448-nucleotide messenger RNA. The record is from the annotation of a GenBank genome assembly. NCBI's taxonomy places the organism in Eukaryota, Fungi, Ascomycota, Eurotiomycetes, Eurotiales, Aspergillaceae.